AUGCACACCACGAGCAUUCGACAAAUGCGCAUGGAAGACUUGCAAGGGAUGCAAGCAUGCAAUCUGUUUAACCUUCCCGAGAACUACACUCUCAGAUAUUACCUUUAUCAUGCCCUGACUUGGCCGUCUCUUUCCUACGUUGCAGAGGCAAGGAAUCUUAUAUACUGGCAGGAUCACAAGGGGCGAAUAGUUGGCUAUAUCCUCGCAAAAAUGGAUGAAGAAACGCCGGAAGGCGGUGAGCCUCACGGGCAUGUGACGAGUAUCUCAGUUCUGCGUAGCUAUCGCCGUCUGGGAAUAGCCAAAAAAUUGAUGCUACAGUCUCAAUUUGGUCUGUUUGAAUUCAUCCCGCCAAUAAUACCCCCAACUCAUAUGUCCAAAGCCAUGGCAUCGGUAUAUCGCGCGUCGUGUGUGUCGUUGCAUGUUCGGAAGUCUAAUCGAGCGGCCUUGUCUCUCUAUCGGGACACGUUGGGUUUUUCCGUUCAAGAUGUCGAAAAGAAAUAUUAUGCAGACGGCGAGGACGCAUAUUCAAUGAGGCUAUCGUUACAAGUCUAG
Molecule: messenger RNA, 552 nt
Organism: Mycena indigotica
Lineage: Eukaryota; Fungi; Basidiomycota; Agaricomycetes; Agaricales; Mycenaceae
Product: N-acetyltransferase domain-containing protein
Exons: 6
Coding region: 1-552 (183 amino acids)
Biological process (GO): N-terminal peptidyl-glutamic acid acetylation
Cellular component (GO): NatA complex
Molecular function (GO): protein N-terminal-serine acetyltransferase activity; protein-N-terminal-glutamate acetyltransferase activity
Source: RefSeq, a predicted model, not a curated record